CAGCGAGCUCGCAUGGGUGAACGGCUGACUGCUGAUAGACAGCAGCGCGCCGCUUUACCGACUCACAGCGGUACAAGAUAGCUACAGCUGUGCGCUUGAAUACCAGUCAUUGUCUGAUUUAAUUGAAAUGAAAUAGACUAUGUGCAGAGAAUUUUUUUUGAAGUGAUAGUCACCUUGAUUUGAGCAAUAAAUUAAAUUUCUUAAUAAAAGUUUUACCGUAACAAACUUAAACUUUUUCAAUAUUGUUCAUUGAAAAUAGUUAUCUAUAAAACGUUCUGUGUUGUAUCAAAUCUGCAGUUAAUCCUUUUUUUUUAAAUUCGCAUUUUGAGAGGGCCCCACUCAAUGCGUACCCGGCUUGACCUCACUUAAGCAAGCCAAAUGACACAUAAAAAGGGCACGUUAAAUUUAUCGUAAAUUAAACUCCCUUGUCAUUAAAAUAUUAAAAGUCAACACAGUAUAGAGAUAGAUAUUAGAACUAGAUAUAGAUAGACUAGAGUAAGAUUAGACCGGACCAUCUUACACAAUAGACUGGAAACAUAGAAUGAGCCUGCCUCAUGUUCUCAAACUGAACAGGAUACAUGUCAUAGAAUAGAAUAGAAUAGGAUAAAUUAGAAAAACUAUGACAUAUCAAAUCCAAACAACAUACUUAUUGCUAAUCAAAUCAACAGGUGCUGACAUGGAUGAGUUCCGUCAAAUCAUUCUGAGAGAGUGGAAUAUUUCCGAGGCCCAAGAGGCGCCAGGGGAUGUUUACAACGAACCAACAGUCACGCUCUUCCGAAGACCGGAUGGAUCCUUGUUUUUCUGGAGGACGGACCAACAACUGAGACGAUUCGACGAGUCUCUUUCCAAAGAGGAGAGAGCUCAGAUUGAAAGGUGCUGGCCAGCCAGCGAAAGAUUCUUCGAUUUCGAACUGAAUUAUCAGCAGGCGUAUUUCACGAGACAAGGCGUACAAGACAUGAUUGAUGGCUAAACUCAGACUUGGCAGCAUUCAAGAAAUGGUCAGACAGCUGACAACACCUGAUCUGGAGAAAAUCAAGGGUUCUGCACAAGCUCGUGCUAAGACUACAUCCAUAAAGGAGAAUGAUACUUGCUUCGCAGGUCUCAUGCACCCAGCUGGUGAGACAGCCGCAAACUCGCGGAGCGCAGGCCGGCCAAAAUCUGUCCCCAAGAUAGUUCGUAAUGAAGUCAUCCCAAAACAAAACCAGCUCCGGUUCACCUCGACUCCGGUUACUACCUCGGCUACAAAGACAGUUGACAGGGAUGAUCUUAUGUCGAUAAACAUAAAUCUUGGCACGUCCAUCGAACAAUUUAACCAGAGGAACCACGGCAGAUGGGACUUAGAAGCAGAGGAUCCCUCGGACUCAGAUUCUGAGAGUAAACAAACAUUGGGUGCGAAAGGUUCCUUUGAGAAAGGAUCACGUGAUGGUAACGCUCUGCUCAAAACUGGAUUUGCAGGAGAUGGAAGAUUCGAAAGUGAAUCUCAGAACUACAGAGAUCGAAUUGAGGCAUCCAGAAUUGGUAAAACCAAAGGACAAACGGCUAAAGUUUUCUAUGCCAGUGACAGUCACAACGCCCAAGGACGGCAGAUCUGCAGAAGUUGUAGUAUGGAGGGACAUUGCAAGGAUGCGGGCCCUCAUGCAGACAAACGCCUAUGCUAUUAUUGCAAGAAGAUUGACAGUCACGUUGCGAGCGAGUGUCGCAAACGCCAGGCCGACCUCGAAAGCCCCCAAGGAGGCUCGGCCAAUCCGCAGCCAUCCAAAAGAGGACGCUGAAAUUCCCCGAGAGGGAACAGCUCUAAUAGUUUCAGAGGAAACGGCUCUGGCACCUUCAGAGGCAGAGGCAAUCCCAAUCCGAACUCUUUGAGAGAAACCAGAGGGAGCUCGAGCAACCGAGGCCGUGGACGAGGACGUGGCAGGGCAGGUUUUCAGCAACGCCCUGGAUGCAACAACAACACCAGCUCAGGCUCGUCACUUCAGGCCAUCGUUGAGAACUAUGGAGGUACAGAUAACAAUUAUUCUUGCUUAGAUCAAAAUUCUAGUGGUAAUAGCGGUUUGCUAGUCAAGUUUAUAGCUGACUCAGGCGCGACUGAGUACCUUAGUAAUUCCAAAAUGUAUUUUAGCGAAUUUAAUAAUAAAGCCAAGGCGAAUAUAGAAUGUGCGAAUAAAGAAA
Nasonia vitripennis (jewel wasp) is the source of this 2169-nucleotide messenger RNA. RefSeq lists its product as uncharacterized. The transcript has 2 exons. NCBI's taxonomy places the organism in Eukaryota, Metazoa, Arthropoda, Insecta, Hymenoptera, Pteromalidae. The record is from RefSeq and is a predicted model, not a curated record. The coding region runs from base 963 to 1772 and encodes 269 amino acids.